CAUUUUGUAUUAUUAUUUGACUAUAUAUAUAGGGCUCUACUCUUAGUUUGAGUAUCUCUUUUUCACUCACAUCUAUCUCAAGUAAGGUUAUUAGUGAAAGAUGUCGCAAUUAGGUGUUACUUUAUGAUGUGGCUUAUUCUGUGGGAGUUAUAGAAAUUAGUUCAACUUUUGUCGAUACUUGCUAUGUAGUUGAAGAAUUUUUUGUUGGUUAGUUGGCGAAGGCGACAUGGGUCAAUCAUUUUAUGUUAGCAUACUUGGCUGAAUGAAUGAGAUGUUCUAAAAGGUUGCAGUCCUUUAUUCAUGUCUGCAACUUGGCACUCUAGUAAAAUGGCUAAAAUGUGAAACAUGAUGUUCUCUAUUCAUUCUGCAUUAUUGGAGACCUCCUUAUCUUUGUUCUUGUUGUCCAUUAGAUCUUAGAUAUUUUUAAUCCUUUUAAGGCAACUUUUUUGGGCAAGUCUUUUAGUACAACUUACUGCCUGAUAUAGUAACUGCUUUGGAGGGUUACCGAAUCCAAAUAUUAAUUGCCAAAGGAACUUUCAACCUUCAGCCACAUGGCUAGAUUGCGUCAUUAUAAAUGUUUUCCCUAAACUCAGAUGUUAACAAACAUUCAGGUUCCACGUCAACUUUUGUUGCGUUGCAGCAAUAACACGAAAGAUGCAACAGAGUAACAACUACCUUCCUAUGGUCAGAAAUAUGUUUGGGACAUUGUGCUGCAGGUUUAGAUGCUUUAAAGUAGUGAAUGAUAGAUAGACAUAUUGGCCAUGCUUGUCACCAGAGUAUCAUUGAAUUCUUGUUUGUUUGGCACUUGAUGACUUUAGGUUCAUUAGGUUUUAAGUUGCCAUGGACCAUAUUAUGACAGCUGUCUUUUGAUUGUUCUAAAUUCUGCUCUGACCUAAUUUGCAUUUGGCACUAGCCCAAAAAUACCUAUUAAGUAGUCAAAAUAAAUUGUUGAUGAGAAAAGCUCAUAUGUUCACUCGAAAUGUCAUUGGUAAUAAAAUAGGAAAAUGUUAAAAAUUAUCUAUUUGAUAAUUGAACUUCACUGUAAGUCUAUUGUUACUAAUUUGUGCACAGCCCUAACAUGAGGGAGCUUCAACCUCUAAAUUUUGUAUCUAGUCCUGGUCUUAGUGGCCCUCCUCUUGCUUCCAGCUAUUUUGGCCCCCGUCUCCUCUUAUCACUUUUUGAUGUUUUCCUGGGAAGCCUUCUUCUCAUUCUGAAACUUCAUCCACUGUUUAUGUCAUCUUGUGGCCUUUGGGAAAAACUUUUCUACUUUCUGGUGUUAUUCGUAGGCUUUGGCCCCCGUAUCUUAUAUCAGGUUCCUGUAGCUCCUCUGCAGGGGAGUGAUGGCCCGCCCUUUUUCAAUCAGACUUGGCAGAAUGAAUCUCCUGGGAUUGCUGACCUUCCUCCUGAUCGAGGAAUACCUACUUUGAUAACAUGGAAUUAUGGUGGUAAUGAUGUGGCUGUGGAGGGAUCCUGGGACAACUGGAGGUCAAGGAAGCCACUGCAAAGAUCAGGUAAGGAUCACUCCAUUCUCUUGGUCCUGCCAUCGGGCAUAUACCAUUACAAGUUCAUUGUGGAUGGUGAAUUGAGAUAUAUCCCAGAUCUUCCUUCCACAGCUAACGAAAUGGGUCAUGCUUGUAAUCUUCUUGAUGUCCAUGAUUAUGUACCAGAGAACCUUGAAAGUGUGGGAGAGUUUGAGGCCCCACCAUCUCCAGACUCCAGCUAUAGUCAAGUUUUCCCAGCUGAGGAAGACUUUGCAAAGGAGCCAGUGGUAGUUCCACCUCAGCUCCAUCUAACUGUUCUUGGUCCUGAGAACUCAGAUGAAGCCUCCUCUUCUUCAAAACCACAGCAUGUGGUGCUUAACCACCUUUUUAUAGAGAAAGGAUGGGCAUCCCAAUCUGUGGUUGCUCUAGGUCUCAGCCAUAGAUUCCAGUCGAAGUAUGUAACUGUUGUCCUCUAUAAGCCGCUCCAAAGGUGACCACUUCUUUUACAUGCUAAACUCUAUAAAAGAUAAAGUCUGCUUUUGAACUCAGUUUUGUGAAUGCACCUGUGAAUAGAACUGCUCAAGGUUUAACUUCAAUACAUCUGUAUUCUGUUGUACAUACUGUACUCUAAAUUUUUAAGCAUUUCAAUGGUUG
Messenger RNA from Ilex paraguariensis (yerba mate), 2135 nucleotides. The record is from the annotation of a GenBank genome assembly. NCBI's taxonomy places the organism in Eukaryota, Viridiplantae, Streptophyta, Magnoliopsida, Aquifoliales, Aquifoliaceae.